CCAUGAACUUCCUCAAUGCGUGUCUAACGCGCAUCGAAGUAUGUCAUAGGGUGCUGCUCACGUGUAGUACUUAAUUUUCUUACAAUAUCAAUAUUCUAAAUAAAAUGGCAACGGAGAGGAAAGGAACGUUCAAGGUAGAAUACCUUCAAAAAAUAGAAAAAGAGGUGCAAGCGAAAUGGGAAGCCAAUAAAGUUUAUGAAGAGGAUGCUCCUCUGACACCUAAGAAAAGUCCCGAUGAAAAAUACUAUGCUUCGUUCCCGUUCCCUUAUAUGAAUGGGAGACUCCACCUCGGUCACACAUUUUCGUUAUCCAAAUGCGAGUUCGCAGUAAGAUACAAUCGCCUUUUGGGAAAGAAAGUAAUUUUCCCAUUUGGGUUUCAUUGUACAGGUAUGCCUAUUAAAGCAUGUGCCGAUAAAUUGAAAAGAGAAAUGGAAUUGUAUGGCUACCCACCGCAAUUCCCAGAGGAGGAAAAAGUCGAGGAAGUAGUGAACGACAUAAUAAUAAAGGAUAAAAGUAAAGGGACAAAGAGCAAAGCAGUUGCAAAGACAGGCACUGCGAAAUACCAGUGGCAUAUCAUGCAAUCACUCGGUUUAGAGAACGAAGAAAUAAAGAAAUUUUCUGAUGCCGAAUACUGGCUAGAUUACUUUCCACCCCUCGCUAUGCAAGAUUUAAAAUCGCUUGGAUUGCACGUGGAUUGGCGUAGAACGUUUAUUACCACCGACGCGAAUCCAUUCUACGAUUCCUUUAUACGCUGGCAAUUUCAACAUUUAAAAGCUAGGAACAAGAUUAAAUACGGGAAAAGGUACACGGUAUAUUCUCCAAAGGAUGGGCAACCUUGUAUGGAUCACGACAGGUCGACUGGAGAAGGUGUCGGGCCUCAAGAAUACAUAUUAGUUAAAAUGAAACUCCAGGAACCUUAUCCUCCGAAUUUAAAAUCCCUUUCUGGCAAAUCAGUUUAUCUGGUAGCUGCCACUUUGAGACCCGAGACGAUGCACGGCCUGACGAACUGUUGGGUUCAUCCAGAUAUGAAAUACAUAGCUUACACCUUGGCAAACGGAGAUGUAUAUAUUUCGACGGAAAGAGCAGCUCGAAAUAUGUCUUAUCAGGAUUUCUUUGCGGAAGAAGGGAAAAUAGCAAUCGCGUUAAAACUUACCGGAAAGGAUAUAUUAGGACUGCCAUUAGAAGUACCUCUUACGAGUUAUAAAGUGAUUUACACUCUGCCAAUGCUGACGAUCAAGGAAGAUAAAGGUACAGGCGUUGUUGCCUCUGUACCUAGCGACUCUCCUGACGAUUAUGCAGCCUUGGUAGACUUAAAGAAAAAAGCAGCUCUCAGGGAAAAAUAUGGUAUAACCGAUGAGAUGGUGUUACCCUAUGAACCCAUACCUGUGGUCGACGUACCCGAAUACGGUACAUUAAUCGCGCCGACUCUAUAUGAGAUGUUAAAAAUCCAAUCUCAAAACGACAAAGCCAAAUUAUUAGAAGCUAAAGAGAUAGUGUAUCUGAAAGGGUACUAUAACGGUAUAGUACUGGUCGGUCCAUAUAAAGGGAAGAAGGUUCAGGAUGUUAAGAAGCAGAUGCAAAACGACUUGAUAAAAGAUGGACAUGCUGUUAUAUAUUACGAACCGGAGAAAACUAUAAUCUCGAGAUCGAACGACGAAUGUGUAAUAGCUUUGUGUAAUCAGUGGUACUUGGAUUAUGGCGAGGAAAUUUGGAAGAAACAGGCAACGAAAUGUUUGAACGAUCUUAAUACUUUCCAUGACGAAGUGAAGAAAAAUUUCUUAGCUUGUCUGGAUUGGCUACACGAAUACGCCUGUUCGAGAACUUACGGACUUGGUACUAAAUUACCGUGGGACGAAAAUUGGCUGAUAGAAUCACUCUCGGACUCGACGAUUCACAUGGCAUAUUACACGGUGUCGCACAUAUUACAGGAAGGAACGUUCAAAGGCGAUAAACCGAACAAAUACAACAUAAAAGCUAACGAAAUGACGCCGGAAGUGUGGGAUUAUAUUUUCUUCAAAAAUGCAAAGUACCCGAAGACGACUAUAAAGAAAGUGGCAUUGGAGAAAAUGCGACGCGAAUUUAAUUAUUGGUACCCAGUAGAUUUACGGGCUUCCGGGAAAGAUCUUGUGCAAAAUCAUUUAACAUUCUUCAUUUACAACCACACCGCGAUAUGGUCUGAGCAACCCGAGAUGUGGCCAAGAGGAAUAAGAGCGAACGGGCAUUUACUUUUAAAUUCGGCGAAGAUGUCAAAAUCGGAAGGUAAUUUCCUGACAUUGGCCGAAGCUUUGGAAAAGUUUUCUGCGGACGGUAUGCGACUUUCCCUAGCCGAUUCCGGCGACUCGAUAGAAGACGCGAAUUUCGUAGAGAGCAUGGCCGAUGCUGGAAUUCUUCGUCUCUAUACUUUCAUCGAAUGGGUAAAAGAAACGUUGGCUUCAAAAGAUACUCUUCGACAAGGAGAAUCGUGUACGUUUAACGAUAAAGUUUUCGAAAGCGAGAUGAACCUCAAGAUAAAAGAAACCGAAGAAAAUUAUUCAAGGAUGUUGUUCAAGGAAGCACUGAAAACAGGAUUCUUUGAGUUACAAGCAGCGAGGGACAAGUAUAUACAAUUGAGCGCGCUGGAUGGUAUUAACUGGAUGCUAAUGAUUAAAUAUAUAGAACUUCAAACGAUUCUUUUAUCUCCCAUAUGUCCGCACGUGGCGGAACACGUGUGGUCUUUAAUUGGGAAAGAAGACAGUAUACUAAACGCCAAAUGGCCUGAGUUAGGAGCAAUAGAUGAGAUUCUAAUUAAAAUGUCAGAAUACCUUAUGAACGCUGCGCAUUCAUUUAGAAUUCUGUUAAAAAGUUAUCUAACACCGAAGAAAGGAAAGACAGAACCAAUAGAGAAACCGACGCAAGGGACGAUUUGGGUAGCGAAAACGUAUCCCCCUUGGCAAAAUACUAUCUUAACUACGAUGAAAAAUUUAUAUCUUGUCAGUAAUUAUGCUAAUAAUGUGAAACCAAUUUAUGUGCUUGCAUUGACGACUAUUAUUUUCCAGAAAAGUAAUAAAUUACCAGAGAAUAAAGUCAUCGCUGCAGAAUUAGGAAAAUUGCAAGAACUGAAGAAACACAUGAAACGAGUGAUGCCAUUUGUGCAGGCCGUGAGAGAAAAAAUGGAUACCGUUGGAUUAAGUGCACUUAAUCUGACAUUAGAUUUCGACGAGUUUAAGGUUCUCCAAGAUAACAUAAAAUACCUGAAGAACACUUUGGAUCUGGAGAAUAUCGAGAUCAAAUCUACGGAAGAAGCUACUGAGAAGACAAGAGAGGAAUGUUGUCCAGGUGUCCCUUACAUGAGUUUCUCUAGUAAACCUGGGAUUUCGGUAUGCGCGAUAAAUCCACAGAAAUGUAAAGGUUUAUUCCGAGUGUCCGUUAAGAUAUCAGAUGGCGAUACCGUGGAGGACGUGAUAUCGCGAAUAUCGAAAGAAAAUAAAACUAUUAAAGAUCCAAUGUCAAUAUCACUAUAUCGGUACGACGAUUUCUUAUUGGGACCCAGAACGAAACCAAUGCUCGAUGACAUGUUAAAAGGAAAGACUCAGAUCCCACCCAGUUCCGUAUUCACCGUUAAUACAGAAAAUAAAAGUAUCAAAGUAAAAGUUAAGGGAAAUGUACAUAGCAUAGGUAACGACCUAAUGUACGUUUAUCAAUCAUUCGAUUGACACGCAUGUACAUACAUAAGUUAUAUAUAAUUUAUUUCACAUCGAAACGUUCUUGAAUACAUUAAUAAAAAGAGUGGCAGAAAAAUAUAUACGUGCAUUUUAAUUGAUACUCUUCCGUUUGUAAAUUAAACUUUCAAUGCGUCGUAUACAAUUUAAAAAA
Ceratina calcarata is the source of this 3852-nucleotide messenger RNA. RefSeq names its product Leucyl-tRNA synthetase (gene LeuRS). The transcript is spliced from 15 exons. Gene Ontology annotation, biological process: leucyl-tRNA aminoacylation. Gene Ontology annotation, molecular function: ATP binding; leucine-tRNA ligase activity; aminoacyl-tRNA deacylase activity. Lineage: Eukaryota; Metazoa; Arthropoda; Insecta; Hymenoptera; Apidae. The record is from RefSeq and is a predicted model, not a curated record. Bases 105 to 3692 code for a protein of 1195 amino acids.